AUGACGAGCGCCGGUGUGGACUUGGAAGGUGUGCCCGCGCAGGCGAGCGAGUCGUCGCUGUCGGCGCAGCAGGCGCGACUGGGCGAGCUGCGAGAACUGGCGGCGCGCGUGGCGGAGGCGGCCGGCGUGGACGCGUCGUCGGUGCCGCUGGGCGCCGAGCUGGCGCAGCUGGGCCGCCGCCUGCAGGAGGUGCGGCUGGCGCUCGACCGGCUGGCGCAGGCCGCCGAGCAGCGCGCCGCCGGCCACCACGAGCUGCGCGCCGCCAGGCACUUCCUCGACUCCGUGCAGCAGAGCUUGGCUGCUGUGGAAGAAGCAACAGAGCAAGAUGCCGAACAACAACUGGGCGCCCUGCGUAGCCAUCUGCUGGCUUUGGGCAAGACUGAGUCGCAACUGCAGCAGUUGAGAGGCUCAGCAGAGACCUCUGUAGAUGAUGCACCGGUUGUGGAAGUGCUUGCUCUCUGGCAACAGGUAUUCCGUGAGACUUUCCAACAAUAUCAUCGAUUGUCAGCUCGCUUGGUUCGUGGACAAGAUGGUGCUGCAGCAUUACGUUUGUGGCAAGAGUACCUUGUGCAUGUCCAAGCAUUCCUUUCGGCUGGAGUCCCUGGAGAUUAUAAGGCCCUUGCUGAACACCAGCACCUUUGUGAAGUACAUCAGAAUCUACUGACCAACCAGCAGAAUGUGUUGCUGUCCAAAAAUGACUCGGAUGGGCUUUUGGGUAGUGGUUUAAUAGAAUCGUCAGUAGUGGAACAGUUUGCUUCACUGACAAAUCUCCACAAUGAGACAUUGGCCCGUAUUAUGGAUCGUCAUGCAGAGGUACGCGCUCGCCUGGAUGCCUGGGAUCGUUAUCGACAGGAUCAGGCAGUUCUCUUGGCUUGGCUACGAGACACCGAGAGGGAGAGGGCACGCCUUCAGCUUCGGUACAUACAUCUACGCUGUCUGCCCAAAAUUCUUCUUCGGAUACAAGCAUUGAUUGAGAAGAUUCCAUCUGGUGAGGUGCAGGCUGAAUCACUUCAACAACAACAGUCUUCCUUGCUGACAUUUUGUGAUGAAGCACUCGCUACAUCAAUCCGUAUGGAACAUGCAGCUAUUGUUCAAAGGAUUUCCAACUUGGGUGCAGCACUUGAAACCUGGCGUGAAUUUUUGGAGCGAAUUUCAAACUUAGCUGCUUCAUUUGAGCAGCAAGCUGCAGCAGUGACAACAGCAUUCAAUGAAGUACGCUCCACAAUUGAACAGAGUGGUGCAGACACUCCUGUUUCAGUUAAUGCCGUCUCUGAACGCCUUGAACGGCUGAAGGAACUACGUACACAGCUAGCAAAUCGUACUGCUGAUUUAGAGUCCCUUGGAGUAACAUUGGAGCAAUUGAAGGAGUGUGCUGCACCACAGGAUAUGAAGGCAGCAACACAGCGAGCAUGGUUGCUGUGGCAAGCACAAGCUGAUCUGGAGCACCAACUGACACUGCUCUGCCACAGACUCGAGGAGCGUAUUGGAUUAAGGACGUUGUUUGAUACCAGGCAAUCUCGCUUCAUGACUUGGGCAUCAGAAGUUGAAGCACGUUUGGAGCGCAGCAGCACUGCAGAUGCAGAAGAGGUUCUAAGGAGACUAGAGACAGAAUUGCAGGCUGAAGUAGCCCUUAAGAGGCGAGAAGCAGAGUGGCUGACUCGAACCGGGCGUGAAUUGCUUGCUGAGAUGGACACAAAUGCUGAUCCUGAAUUAAAGGAACGUGUCGAACAAGUUGAGACUCGAUGGCGAGAACUGCAGGAUCUUGGUCGCUCUCGUGCAGCACGACUUGCUGAACUACUGCAGACCAUGUCUCAGUUAGAACUGCGCCUUGCUGAGCUACGUGCGUGGCUUCACCAGGUUGAAUCAAAGCUGGCCACUCCAUUAGUAUUUGAAACGUGCAGUAAGGAGACUGUUGACCAAAAGCUCCAUGAACAUGAGGAAUUACAGAAAGCAAUUGAGAAACAAAGCAGUAAUGUGGGAGAAGUACUUAAUCUUUGUGAGCUGCUUCUGACAAACUGUGAAGCAUGCAAAGCAACAAUAAAUACAGAAUCUAUUACUAUAGCAACUGAUAUGUUGGAACAACGGUGGAAGAAUGUCUGUGGCCAGUCGGCAGAACGCAAGCGACGUAUCAUUGCCGUCUGCCAGUUGAUACAGGACUUACAGAAGCUCUGCACUGAACAAGAAGACUGGCUCACUGCACAGGAGCUGGUUUUGAAGGAACUCGACAGUCGGCAGGAUCUGCGGUCACAAUCUGAGAUCCAGUCUUUUGUUUCACGUAUCGAUGGUGUGCUGAAGGAGGUGGAGACACGUGCUCCAGCCCUCCGCAUCCUGGACCAGUCUUACUCCCGUCUGCACAAAGAGAGUACUCUCCUCGAACCAGAGAAUAUGCGGCAGCUGACAUCUGGAGCUCGAUCAGUACUUCGCCGUUGGCAUGACCUAGCACCUGCUGCAGCUGCUGCUCAACAGAGGCUAUUCAGAGAACUGCAGCGAUACCGGGACUUCGCUGCUGCACAUAGUAGAGCACUUGUUGCUCUCACGCAGUUUGACAUUAGUCUUACACAGGCACAGCACUUAACAGAACAGUUGGACUCGUCACAGUUGACACAGCUAGAGACUGAUCUGGAAGCAUUGUCACCAUUGGUUCAAGAAGUGGAGGAAGUGGGUAAUCGAGUAUUACAACGAUGUAGCCCUGAAGAAACAUCUGAAUUGCGUGGCAUGCUGAAUGAAUGCCAGCUUUUGUGGUCAGAUAUUCGUGAACGCUUCUGGCAACUACGGGAAAAGUGCAGCUCCCAGGUUGUGGACUCUGCAAUUCAAGUUGAAACUUUGCGGUUUGAGCAAGAUUCUGCUGUUCAAGUGGACACACUUAAGUUGACAUCAGACGAUGCAUAUCGCUAUGAGCUAGAAUCAGCAAUGAGAGAAUGCUCAGCAAACCUAGACCAACUAGAAGAUGUAGCAAGCCGUACAAAAAUAACUCCACGUUCUUCAGAAAUAUCAAAAGCUUUGGCUGCAGCAAGGUCAAGUAUUGAGCUAGUCAGGCAUCUCAGCUCAUUACUUCCUGAGAAUCGAGCUGCUGCAGACCGUGUUAGAGUGCUUGGUGAGCGCUUUGACCGCAUGGUAGCAAAUAUACAGGCACGAGAGCAGCAGGAGAAGGAGCUCAGGUCUACCUUUGCUGAGGCUUACUAUUUUAUCUGUGAACACGAGAGUACAAGACUGACAUGUCCACUCUGCUCACGACGUAACUGGCAGCAAUUGGAUAAUGACUUAUGGCGAUUAGAACAGUGGCUGCAGUAUGCUGAAGCAACACAGAGUGCUCAGAGUUCUCCUCCCAAUAACAUUGAGAAACUGGAAGAUACAAUACAGGACCAUAGGGAAUUUCUAAUGGAUCUGGACAGCCACAAGAGCAUUGUUGUUUCACUCAACAUAGUGGGCAGCCAUCUUGCAGAUCAUACAGAAGAUAUAGAACAUGCAGAACAACUGCGAGCACGGUUAGCAACAACAAACAGUCGUUGGGACGCUGUGUGUCGAGCAGCUGCAAGAUGGCAAGCUCAGCUGCAGGUCGCUUUGAUGGAGAAUUCCGAAUUUCAUCAUAUCAUUGAAGAACUUGUAGAGUGGCUUGAAAAAACUGAAAAUAUCAUCAGGCAGACUGAGCCUGUAGACUUGGCUGAUGAUGCAGCUGUGAUAGAAGCUAAAUACAACAAAUUUAGGGAACUGCGCAGUGAUCUUGAGCGUUGUGAACCACGAGUAAUGUCGCUUCAAGAGGCGGCUGACCAGCUUUUGCGUCAGCCAGAGGAAGAGGGUGGCGUGAACACUGGCAGCAAUACAUGGGCCAGGCUUACAGAUCUGAGGUUACGCCUGCAAUCACUGAGACGCCUCACAGGCGUCUAUGUGCUUAAAUUAGGUGCUGUAUUAGGGCGUGAGCCAUCUGAGAUGGGUACACCAGUGCCUUCAGCCACUGCUGCUACAUCAUUGGCCAGUUUGCCUUUGGAGCUUGUGAACCAGACAUCCAGCAGCCAAGCUGAUGUCUCAUUGCAUGGUGACCAGCAACAAGGAAGUGACACGGACAUGGACACAAGUGUACUUACACGUGGAUACCGGUUUCUCGGCCGUGUCAUACGUGCAUCAUUGCCCAUCCAGGCACUGAUGCUACUGUUAUUAGGAGUUGCAUCUCUGGUUCCAACAGGUGAAGAAGACUAUGCUUGCAACCUGAGCAAUACAUUUGCACGUGGCCUGGAGCCAAUGCUCCGCUAUCCUAAUGGGCCACCACCUGUAUAAAUUAAAAAAAGAAUCUUUCUUAAUAAAAUUGUAUUAAUACUAAGUACUUCCAUGGAUAUCGGUUCCGAUUGUACAGCUGAUAAGUUAGGGCUGCUGGUAAUCUGUUACAGGUGCCAGAUUGUAAAAUAUGUUUGUGUAUCUUCAGGUACAAAAUUGAAGGUUUGUGACCUUUAGGAGUCUCUUGUGGAGAUGUUUUGUCUUACUGAGCAAGAACUGUAACACCUGAAAAAAUCUUUGGAAGCCAAUUUAAUUAUAAACAUAGAACUUCUAUUUUUAUCAAGAGAAUGUAUAAAUUUUCUCAAAGGAAAAUAGACUGAAUAGUAACUCUAGCUUGAAUAUUGUACUGCUUUCUUCCAUGUUAAUACUCCCAGAUUUUUCUUGAUGAGAUUGACUUUAUGACAGAAAAGUCAGUUUGAUAUAAGGGUCAUCAAGGUACUUAAUCUGUCGCUAAAAGACUUUAUUAGUAUACUGCUGUUUCUCUGCAAAGCAGAUGCCAAGAUACGUUACGGAUCAUUAUGCAAUGAUUCAUUUCCAACUUGCAUUUAUGUUACAAUGAUAUUUCCUGUUAGUUUAUAAAUAGAUCAUUUAUCUUCAUGUUGAUCUGAUAAGCUUCUUUCCAUGUGCUUAUAAAAUUAUUUUUUUACAGAACUUUGUUCCUGGUAGCAAUUGUUACUUAAUGUCGAAAGUAAAUUCAGCGAUUGAUUAUAUAUUGUAAAAUAAUUCUGUAAUUGUUAUUGUACAUAAAGGAUGAUAUUCUUAAUGAAUAUGAAGACGCAAAAAAAGACGUGCACCUAUUGUAAUAUUUGGUAUUUGAAGGAUGAUACUUUUUUAUAAAUGAGAAUCGCUUUCUGUAUAUCAGGGGAUAGCUGUGAAGCUUGUAUUUCCUUUUGUUUUGUUUGUAUUUGCAAAUUUUAUGUGAAGAGGUGGCUCUGUGGAAAAGAUUUUGUUCUGUCUACAAGAAUUCCAGUGUUAUGUCCAGAGGAGUGGAACACUCUGAACGUAAGGGAGGAAUUCUGUAGUUAUGUGGUGAGGAACUCGGCAAUCCUGUGAGUAAGCUCUCCAGCUCACAGGUUCUGUGUUCCUCCCGCAGAAUGAACAAAAGUGUCCAGUCCACUCUGAAUUCACCUCUUGUGUAUUUGUGGAAUGUUUAUUUUUUUGUUAAAGAUAUUCUGUUGUACCUUAUAAUCUCAUGAACUUCUUGUGUGUAAUUAAUAUUUUUGUGGUCCUUUUGCUGUGGGCUACGGCUAUAGAUACAGAAAUAACACUACUUCCUGCUUGUUUACUUCUUGCAUUUUAUUGUAUUUUUAUAACGAAGAGCUUAGCAGGUUUGUGGUAUUUACAGUUAAAAGAAAUAAAUACGUUGACAUUAAAAAAACCUGUGUCUUUUA
Molecule: messenger RNA, 5660 nt
Organism: Schistocerca piceifrons (Central American locust)
Lineage: Eukaryota; Metazoa; Arthropoda; Insecta; Orthoptera; Acrididae
Product: muscle-specific protein 300 kDa-like
Exons: 20
Coding region: 1-4272 (1423 amino acids)
Biological process (GO): nuclear migration
Cellular component (GO): cytoplasm; meiotic nuclear membrane microtubule tethering complex; nuclear outer membrane
Molecular function (GO): actin filament binding
Source: RefSeq, a predicted model, not a curated record